Molecule: messenger RNA, 1527 nt
Organism: Brassicogethes aeneus
Lineage: Eukaryota; Metazoa; Arthropoda; Insecta; Coleoptera; Nitidulidae
Source: the annotation of a GenBank genome assembly
GUCGAAGUCGCCUUAAUAAUUGAACACCUCCGUGCAAAACUAAAAUUUUCGCGAAUAAAAUAACAUCUUUUAUUUUUCUUACGUAAAAUUAUUGAAGGUUUACAUUGUAAUUGGCUAUCAAUGUAAUUAAUCGUAGUGAGUGUUUUUUGGUCUUAUUCUUCAAAGUGCAGUGAAUUGUAACUAAAAAACGGAAGAAAGUAAAACCGACUGCUUUGAUAUAUUCAGUGAAAUUGCAGUGUUGCAGGUAUUGUUUACAAUAGUGCCAUAAGAGUUAUGUCAUAUUUACAUCUGAUAUUCACGUGCUUGUUUGUUGCUUUUGCAAAAUGUGAGUACGAAAACAAUGUGUGCCCUACGUACAUUGAUUACAUUAACAUCAGGAAUAACACCGACUGUUGGUAUAAUUUUGCUGCUGUUGAUAAAGUGCCAGAUAUUAUUAAGAAAUCGGGGUACCCUUUUAUAGAGUACAAAGUUCAAACAAGGGAUGGGUACAUUUUGACAGUGUUUAGAAUACCCAGCGUAAACAAAAAGAAACCUGCAGUUUUCAUGCUCCACGGUGUACAAAGUUCUGCUGGAAUUUUUGUUGGUCUUGGAAGGAGUUCUCUAGCCUUUCUCCUGUCUGACGCCGGUUAUGAUGUUUGGUUGGGAAACUACAGAGGAACUGAAUAUUCUGAAGGACACACCCAUUUAAAUGCUUCCAUGAGAGAAUAUUGGGAUUAUGGAGUUGAUGAGAUCGCUCUUAUCGAUGUUCCACUGAUGCUCAGACUGGUGACGCAUCAUUCUGGAUACCGUGGAAAGAUAAUCUACGUUGGCCAUUCUUUGGGAACCACUGCCGCAAUGAUGUAUGCUUCUGAAUUUCCAAUGGAAGCUAGGAAAACCGUUCAGCUGUUUGUUUGGAUAUCGCCCGCUUAUAAGCUCACCCACAUGAGAUCUCCUUACAGGGUUGUUUUUCCACUAUUUCGCACUGCAUUGAGAUUUUCAAAUCAUCUUAAUCUGGUUCAAGUCAUUUCAAGAGGGUACUCAAGCAGAUUAACAAGACCCACUUGUUUGGCAUCUCCGGCACUCAUGCUCCUAUGUCUGAAUGUCCUGAAUCUUUUUCUAGGACCCUUCACUGAAAUUUCACCAGAAACAAUUCCAGUUUUACUCAACCAACUUCCGUCAGGGACGUCAUUUAAAACUUUAACGUACUUAUCCGAAGCCGUAAAAGGAAAUUUUAAGAAGUUUGAUUAUGGCGGCCGAAAUAUGAUGAAAUAUGGCACAGAAGAGCCUCCAGAGUAUGAUGUUUCAAAAAUAGAUAUACCUGUCAUUUUGGCAUAUUCUGCUCAUGAUUGGGCCACAUCUAAAGAUGAUGCAAUGGAACUGUAUAUGACUUUAUCAAACCAUGUGAGAUAUGGACGAAUAGAGAUUAAUAAGCUUAAUUUUAAUCAUUUUGAUUUUCUUUUUGGAAAAAACUCAAGAAGAUUAGUUGCUGAACCGUUGAUAAAGAUGAUCGAAAAAUUCCAAAUAGAAAAAAAGCGAAAAUUUUAAAAC